ACCAAUUGCUAAACUUCUCCAGGUUGCAUCGUCAUAUUUUAGUGAAAAUAAGUUAAAUACAGUGAUAAUUUGAUGGCUAAGGUUUCGGAUGACGAGUUUGAUUUGGAUAUUGAUGUAAAUGAACACAAUGCAUUGAUGAUGGGAAAAAUGCAUAGUAUGAAAAAAGACGGACAACAUUCUGACCUCGUCAUCAAAGUAGGUAGUGAAGAGUUCCUGGUUCACAAGAACAUGAUGUCAGCUGGUUCAGAUUAUUUUGAUGCAAUGUUGUCACAUGAUAACUUGGAAACCAACACAGGAAUUGUUAACAUGCAAGAUGUUGAUGUGGAAUCAGUAAAGGUUUGCAUUGAUUACAUUUACACUGGAAAAGCUUCAAUUACUUUGGAAAAAAGUGAACAAAUACUCCAUGUUGCAACUUUGAUGCAAUUAUCAGUACUUUGUGAGAAUAUAGCUGAGUUUCUCAAAGCUAAGUUGAAUGUGAAAUCACUUCUCAUCAUCAAACAAAUUGCUUCUAUGUUUGAAAUUCAAACAUUAAAAACAGCAUGUGAUGAUUUUGCAUUGACUAAUAUGGGAGCAAUUUCUCAGGAAGAAUACUUCAAUGAAUUGGAUGUGGAAUUCAUCUCUUUCAUGGUUGGAUCGAAAAGUUUUGCCUAUUCUGAAGAUUCCAAACUUGCUGUUCUUCUGCAGUGGAUCAAAGCUGAUAUUGACCAACGAAGGAAGCUUCUGGUUGAAAUGAUAAAUUUAAUAAACCUGAACAAUGUUUCUUAUCGAUAUGCAACAUUCUUAGUGGAAAAUGAAAGACUGUGUUCUGAAUCACCUGUGAUUUUGAAAUUAUUGUUUCUCAAAAUGGCGGAGAAGUUUGGCGUUGAAGGAGCAUCUGCAGAAAUCCCCGCUAGUGCAUCUGAAUUCAAUGCUUUUGCUGUUUUUGACAAGACUUCCAAAACAAUAAAUUCAUUCUAUCCAGAAAAAAGUGAAUGGCAGGAAUUAAAAAAUCUGCAUGAUAGUAUGGUAAACAGCAAUUACACUGCUGUCAUGGUGAAGGAUUUUAUCUAUGUUUUCAUGGAAAAUUAUUCAGUAUAUCGUAUUAAUAUUUCUGAACCAGAUUCAACUUGGAAUAAAAUUGCUGAUCAUCAAUGUCACCAUGGUCAAUAUUUACGAGCAGCAGUUUGUGAUGGAUUCAUUUAUUUGUGUGACAAGGAAACAUUGGACGAGUACAAUAUCAGUCAAAACAUGUGGACGGUGGUAAAAAGUGAAAAAAUUACGCUAUACAAUUGUACUUUAGUUGGACUGCAGGAAUCACUUUAUGUAAUAGGAGGUUUUUUAAAUGGUAGUUCAUCCUCAGUGAGUCGAUAUUCACAACAAUCUUCUUGGUCUUCAGUCAAAGCGAUGAAUGUUUACAGGCAAAAUCCUGCUGCUACUGUUUAUGGAAAUCGAAUAUUUGUAGCAGGCGGAUUUGAAGGUGUAUAUUUAUCUAGUACGGAGUUCUAUAAUCCACAAACAGAUUCUUGGACAAAUUUAUCAUCCAUGACUGUUCCUCGGGGUAAUUUUUGUCUUUAUGCUGUAGAAAACAAACUAUUUGCAAUUGGAGGUAAUAGAGAGGGAUCAAAAUCAAUUGAGAAAUACAAUUUUGAAUCAAGUCGUUGGGAGCAUCUUAUGAAUUUUCCAGAAAAUAUGGAUAUUGCUCCACGAGCCAGUCUGGCAUUUAAACUUCCACCAUAGUCAAUGAUAAAUUUAUUGCAUCAGCAUUGAGAUUAUAAAACAGGCCACUAUGAGUUCCACUUGUUUUUGAAUGUUUCCAUUUUAUUGAUUCGUAUAUUUUAAAAAUGGGAUAAUGAAGGAUAAUAUUUGUGAAGUGAUUUUUGUGUUAGUGCUGAAUUGUACUGACCCUUCCAUCUCAUCUUUGAGCUUGAGAAACUUAAACAAUUUAAAUCAUGUAUUAAUAUUAACCUCUCCUAUACUCUCUAUAUCUAUAUAGAGUUUUAUACUCUGUAUUGUCCUAAUUUGGUUCCUUAAAUUUCAUUUUUGUUCGUUACAUGACUUAAUGGUGUGAAACUGGCCACUGUUCUUAUUCUCUCUUUUAUUUGUCUUUACUGGCUCUAUAGCUGAAGCAAUGAGUUCUAUGAAUGAUUUUUCCGAGGUUUAAUUAUAGGAAGAAACUUCUUAUUUAUAAGUUUUGUGUGCGGCUGAACUCAAAUUUUUCAUUCAUUGCAAUUAUUUUACAUAUUUAGCAACUUAUUUGUAUUUUGGCCAAGUUUCUAGUAAUCUCAAUUUAUGUGAGAAAUUUAGGUCUCACUCCUAGUGAACUAUAUCCUAUAAUUGUUACUUUUUGUAUUUGUGUAUUUCUUAUCUUACGAGUGUUAUAAAAAGCUUAAUUUGGGAGUGAGAAUGGACAUUACACCUGUUACGGUUUCAAAAUAACAUAUAGUAUUUCAAUAAUGAAUAUGACAUGGUUGCUGGGUUCAUGAUACAGUUAUCACUUAAUUUUCUUCAAUAUUUUGUAAAUCAUUGAGAUCACAUGGAAUUGAACUACGGUAUGUUAGGAUUACAGUUCAACAUCUUAGAUUCAAACCCCAUGCCGACCACCUCACUUAGUACGACUUGUAUCACAACUUAGAUGGUCUAACUUUCUCAAGCUGACCCAUAUAUACUUUGCUUUCCUAUAUUAUUCAUAUAAUAAUUCCUAUACUUGGCUAAAUCGUGGAAUCAGACUUGUGUUGUAGCAUUUAGCAACCACUGUCAAUGGCAAUAACUUUUGAAUCACCAACAGAGUUCGUUAUUGUGCAUUGCCAAACGAGAUUUUUAUAAUAUCUGUGUCGAAAAGUUGGAAUAAAAAUCAUUCAACAAUUUCUUCACAUAUAUUGUAUGCUAUGCAUGGAACUUCCACUGCAUUUAAUAUUGUGUUGUAUUAUAUUUAGUUUUAAAUCUAGUGUAUAUCUAGAUGAUGUAACUUUCUUUUGUUGUGGAGUCAGUUGAAAGUUUUUCAGGACCUUAUAACUCUCCUAUCAAUAAACAUCUGGAAUGAAAAAUAAACAAUUAUCAUUCGGUACAUGUUUGAAUUUCUUGACCGAAUAUCUGAAUACUAUCAUGUUCCGUUCCAACUUCCGAAAAACAUAGAACAAGAUUUCUUUGUGAAAGGUUCAGUUAAAGCUCAGCGUCUUGACAUUUCUGUAAAUAGAAGUUUACAAGAAGCAUGUGAAGCAGUUUGUCUUCCACGGAAUCUUCCAAUGCUUUGGUACUUCAUAUGCUAUAUUACACAAAAAUGGAAGGACAUGUUGUUUGGUACUGAUAGAAUCUUCCUUCUUGCUCAUUAUUUGAAUGAGCCAUGGCCAGUGUUCCCGAAAUAAUGAUUGAAUAUGAACUGAUAAGUAAAUUGAACUCGGUUUUCAUAUUUUGCAUAUUUAAAAAUCUUUUAAUUCUUUACUGUGUAAUUUUGUUUUUGAUGAAUGAAAAUAAAAAAUCCUCUAAAAAUAAGCCCUUGUGUUAUUUUUUGAAAGAAAAUUGAAAUAAGACCCGGUCUAAUUUUUGAGAAAACACGGUAUACUUCUUGUAUUAUAUUAUUUUGACUUUGUAGCACACCCAUUUUGUGCACCAAUGUUGUCAUAAAAAUUUUAUUGGGUUAUUUUUAAAUUAUUCAUUUUGUAUUGCUUUCAUAUCAUGUAAGAUUAUUGCAUACUUUGUCAAUGGCCACAUUUAAAUUUACAUUUUGAUGAAAAUUUUGAGUUAAGUUCCAUUUGUCUUUGAAUGUGAUCAUAUUUUUUGUUCAUUUGCUCGGAACAAGGCUUUAGACAAAUUAUAGCAAAAAUAUAUUUGUUGUUGAACCGAUUAAUCAUCAUUAGUUAGUAUAAUAGAAAAAGCCCUUUCAUAUUCAUCCCAUAAGGAGUGAAAAUCAAUACCAUAGCUUAGUCAUAUAGUGAACUACUUACUGCCUCUUAUUCAAUUACCAGACCAAGAGGUAUAUUUUCUCUGGUUAUUCAGCCUAGAUCAGUGGUUUUGAACCUUUUUGGUGUAGCGAAAUAUUGCCCUUCGCAUAACUGGUUUCUCAAUAUUUCUCUCACCUUCAUUUUGUGUUGAAAAAAAUGCCUAGUAGCCUGUUAUCAGCAAUUUCAUGCAUGUUCAUAACUGAAAGAUUCAGUGAUAAACACCGAUUAGAGAAAAAUAUUCGAUUCAAGUCGAAAAAUUAUUCGAUUUUGGACAGUCCUACCUAUUAGCCAGUCAAUUGAACCAUAUUUUAUAAACAUGCAAGACUUUACAUGCCCCUUGUAUACCAACAAUUAGUGGUAGCUUAAUUUUGAAGCAUGUAGCUUCAAUUGGAAUCAAAAUUUUCAUGAAAUGCUCCAUUUGAUGAUUUCUAGUAGCUAUCAACAUAAACCCAACCCAAUAAAUUCCAGUAAUAUUUUUUAACCAGUUGCUAAACUUCUCCA
This is a messenger RNA of Styela clava, 4418 nucleotides long. RefSeq names its product kelch-like protein 26. Gene Ontology annotation, molecular function: protein binding. The record is from RefSeq and is a predicted model, not a curated record. Lineage: Eukaryota; Metazoa; Chordata; Ascidiacea; Stolidobranchia; Styelidae.